This is a messenger RNA of Alternaria atra, 941 nucleotides long. RefSeq lists its product as uncharacterized. The annotation marks the transcript as partial. The transcript has 5 exons. Lineage: Eukaryota; Fungi; Ascomycota; Dothideomycetes; Pleosporales; Pleosporaceae. The record is from RefSeq and is a predicted model, not a curated record.
UCGGCCCCGAUGAUGUAGCCAUCGCCAUCGCUCAAGUACUGAGUCUCGGUGUCUCUAUCACCACCAUUUUCCAAACCGCGAGAGGAGGAUUAGGUCGGCAUAACGAAUUUGUCACGCCAGAAGAGUUCGACGCAGGUAUCAAGGGUUUGAUGUCGAAUGUGCUCGUGUAUAACGCAGCGCAAAUCGUCACGAAAGUGUCGUUUCUUAUCCAGUAUCGCCGUCUUUUCCCGGGCUCCAUCAUACAGGCGCUGUGUAAAUAUGGGAUCAUUGUUCUUGGAAUCUGGGGAGUUACACAACAGUUCGUCACCGCAUUUAGCUGUGUUCCACUAUCAGUUAUCAACCCAUCAUUUCAAGGUCGAUGCAUUGAGACAAACGUGGUGAGUGUGUUUCGCUUGAAUGGCGGCAUGAAUAUAGCCACCGAUUUCGCGAUAUUCGCUAUACCUAUAUGGCCUGUCACACAACUUCAUAUGCCCCUCAGACGAAAGGCGCACCUCUUGGCAGUUUUUUGCCUUGGCUUCUUUGCUUGCGCAGUUUCUAUUGUCCGGCUUCAGCAAAUCAUCGUCAAUGCAGAUGUGCCAGACGCAACUUGGGCUAGCGCACGCACAGCGUACUGGAGCGCGGUCGAGUUGAACGUUGGCAUCCUCUGUGCUUGCCUUCCCACGUUGCGUCCACUAAUCAGGAAGUUCGCGCCUCGUCUGCUCGGAUCUUCGAAUGGAUGUCACAUGACCACACACAGGCUCGGAACGAUCUCGUCAAGGCGGACCAGGUUAGAGAUCGACAACAAGUCGAGCAUCUACCUGCAAAAAGGGGGCGAGUUUCAGAGCACGACGGAGCUGAGGUCGAACGGAGCCAUGAAAGAUGCUACCUCGAUGAGUGCAGAGUCGAUGGAUAUGAUUAUCAAUGAGGGCCAAGAGAUCCCAAGCAAUACGAAGCGAACAUAG